Messenger RNA from Gracilinanus agilis (Agile Gracile Mouse Opossum), 1692 nucleotides. It is a transcript of the gene GALNT16, whose product is annotated as polypeptide N-acetylgalactosaminyltransferase 16. The record is from RefSeq and is a predicted model, not a curated record. The transcript has 15 exons. Gene Ontology annotation, cellular component: Golgi apparatus. NCBI's taxonomy places the organism in Eukaryota, Metazoa, Chordata, Mammalia, Didelphimorphia, Didelphidae. The coding region runs from base 1 to 1692 and encodes 563 amino acids.
AUGAGAAGGAUCCGCGCUAAUGCCAUCGCUAUCCUGACGGUCGCCUGGAUCUUAGGCACUUUCUAUUACUUAUGGCAGGACAACAAAUCCCACUCAGCAUCCUCCAGCCGAUCGCCGAGCAGCAGCGGAGGUGGCAGGAACGGACAGAGACCAGCUGGUAGGCUGGAACUCCACAGAGAAGACCGGACUAUUCCCCUCAUUGUCACCAAAAUCCCUACAAGAGGCUUUGAUGAGAAAGCAUACCUGGCCUCCAAGCUGUUAAAGGCCGGAGAGGACCCCUACAGGCAACAUGCCUUCAACCAGCUGGAGAGCGACAAGCUAAGCAGUGACCGCCCCAUCCGGGACACCCGCCAUUACAGAUGCACAUCUGUGCACUAUGCCUCAGACCUGCCCACUACCAGCAUUGUUAUUACCUUCCACAACGAAGCCAGGUCCACACUUCUACGAACUGUAAAAAGUGUUCUGAAUCGCACCCCUGCCAACCUGAUCCAGGAGAUCAUUUUAGUGGAUGACUUUAGUUCCGAUCCUGAAGACUGCCUGCUCCUGACCAGGAUCCCUAAAGUCAAAUGUCUCCGAAAUGAUCGGCGUGAAGGAUUGAUCCGUUCCCGUGUUCGGGGGGCAGAAGUGGCAACAGCAGACAUCCUUACCUUUUUGGAUAGCCACUGUGAGGUGAACAGUGAAUGGCUUCAGCCUAUGCUCCAGAGAGUAAAGGAGGACUACACUCAAGUGGUCAGCCCCAUCAUUGAUGUCAUCAGCCUGGAUAACUUUGCAUAUCUGGCAGCAUCUGCUGACCUUCGGGGAGGAUUUGACUGGAGUCUUCAUUUCAAAUGGGAACAAAUACCCAUAGAGCAGAAGAUGUCCCGGACAGACCCCACCCAGCCAAUUCGAACACCCGUCAUAGCCGGAGGGAUCUUUGUGAUUGACAAGGCCUGGUUUAACCACUUGGGAAAAUACGACACUCAGAUGGACAUCUGGGGUGGAGAGAACUUUGAACUCUCCUUCCGAGUGUGGAUGUGUGGUGGCAGCUUAGAGAUUGUCCCCUGCAGCCGAGUGGGCCAUGUCUUUAGGAAACGACACCCAUACGACUUCCCGGAGGGCAAUGCCCUCACGUAUAUAAAAAAUACCAAGCGCACUGCAGAAGUUUGGAUGGAUGAGUACAAACAAUAUUACUAUGAAGCCCGGCCAUCUGCCAUUGGAAAAUCCUUCGGCAGUAUAGCUGACCGAGAGGAACAGAGGAAGAAAAUGAACUGCAAGUCCUUCCACUGGUACCUGGAGAAUGUCUAUCCAGAACUCAAAAUCCCAGAGAAGGAGAUGAUUCCUGGAAUCAUUAAACAAGGAACAAUCUGCUUGGAGUCUCAGGGUCAGGACACAGCAGGCAACAACCUGGUUGUCAUGGGGAGCUGCAAAGGGACUUCCAACAAUCCUCCCAUGACCCAGGAGUGGGUAUUCAGUGAUCCUCUUGUCCGGCAACAGGACAAGUGUCUCUCCAUCACAUCUUUCUCUACAGGAUCUCAAGUCACUCUGGAGGCCUGCAACCAGAAAGAUAGCAGACAGAAAUGGAAGAUGAAAGGGACUUUUAUCCAGCACUUUGUCAGUGGCCUUUGUUUGGAGAACCAAUCCCCACAGGUGGUGACCGGACUGUGCCAGGCAGAUUCACCUGCUCAACAGUGGGAGCUAAUGCAAGCCACAUGA